Nerophis ophidion (straightnose pipefish) is the source of this 1421-nucleotide messenger RNA. It is a transcript of the gene sarnp, whose product is annotated as SAP domain containing ribonucleoprotein. Gene Ontology annotation, cellular component: nucleus. The coding region runs from base 124 to 762 and encodes 212 amino acids. NCBI's taxonomy places the organism in Eukaryota, Metazoa, Chordata, Actinopteri, Syngnathiformes, Syngnathidae. The transcript is spliced from 11 exons. The record is from RefSeq and is a predicted model, not a curated record. Gene Ontology annotation, biological process: poly(A)+ mRNA export from nucleus.
UGACUGCAGUUUGUCAUUUUUGUCCACGAUGUGUCGCUGUGGAAAAAAAGGAUUCAGAGUUUUGCCGCUGAGAAAGAAGAGCGCGUGUUUGAUUGGAGGAAGUUUACGCACCGACAAAGAAAGAUGGCCGAAGUGAUAGAGCUACAGAAACUCAAGCUUGCUGAGCUGAGGCAAGAGUGUGAAGCAAGAGGGCUUGAAACCAAGGGAAACAAAGGCGAGCUCAUCGCACGCCUGCAGACCUACCUUGAGGAGCAGGAAGAUGAUGUGGAUGUGGAUGACGUGCUGGCAGAUGAUACAGUGGACUUUGCUAAGAGCGAGGAGAUUGUAGACAACGGUAAAGUCCUUAAGGAUUCGGAAUCUCCUGUGGCCGAGCUGCCCGCUGAAAAGAAGAUUGUGAAAAUAACUCCUCCAGCAACUGCCGAUGAACGACUACAGAAAAGAGUUGAACGUUUCAACUUGCCUGCAUCAGCUGAAGACAAGAAGGCCCAACGUGCUGCUAGGUUUGGCUUACCCAACACUGUCUCCAGUCCAUCCACAGGCACCACUGCGACCAGCAAGGCUCCUGUAAAUGUUGAUCAGCUAAAGAAAAGGGCAGAAAGAUUUGGCAUGAACGUCUCAUCCGUCUCGCAGAAGAUGGAAGAGGAUGAAAAGCUGAAAAAAAGAAAGGAGCGGUUUGGGAUCCAGACAGCCAGUGGGACAGUUGGAUCAGCAGACACGGAGGCAAAGAAAGUAAAGCGUGCUGCACGAUUUGGAAUAGUGUAAACUGUGUGUGUAUUUUUGUUUCUUUUUCUAGUUUUCAUUUACCAAGGUUCAAAAUGUUCUAACUCUUACUAAUGGUCACCUUGGGUGUCAAAGAUGCAUUUAAUUACGAAUAGUUUGGUUCAGUUAAUGGAAAUUCAUUUUUCAUAAAGACACAUUCAAUGUCAAAUCUUGCGCUGUUUUUGAAUUGCCACAAUUUUAAACAUAAAUGCUGAAACACAAUGUUUCCAAAUCAGAUGCAAAUUAACAUUUACAUUUGUCUUUUGCUUAUCAAAUCUGUAUAUUCUGACUCUGUAUCCAAAAUUCACUUGGGAGUAUAAACACUUGAUUUGCAUAAUUUACUUUUAAGUUUAUUACUUUGAUUAUGACUGAAAAUCUCCCAAUUGUUCAUUAUAGUUUAUCAGACAAGAAAAUCAUGGCCGGAGAAGUUGAAAUUAUGUAAUAUAUUACAGACCGAGCCAGUAGAAGAACCAACUAACAAAAAGUUGUCAUUUUUGUUUCAGCUGAUCUGAGGGCAAAUGUUUUUGAAUAACCCAUUAAAAUUUAAUAACUUGAUUAUAUUUUGUUUUAUUUGUAUUAAGUUGUACUUUUGAUGGCUGUAAAUGGUUGAGUCACUGCUUCAAUUGUCCAUUUUAUAAAAGUAAGACUUUUUAAUUUUCUGA